UCUUCACCAAUCUCCCCAUCUCUGCAAAUACAAGUUAAGAGAUGGGUAACAAUAUUAACAAUAACAACAAAAGAGCGCCCUCCGCCGUGUCUUUCCUCCUCCUCCUCCUCGUCCUCCUAUGCCAACAGUUUCUCGCGGCGGCGGCGGAGGCAAAAACCUACCUGCUGAGCUUCGGAGGUGAAAAACCAACUUCUUUUGAAACUCGCGCCGAGUGGUACGCCUCUCAACUUCAAUCCCUUUCUCCUCUAUCAAUUUCCACUGCGGAAGCAGCUAAAAGCAAGAUAUUGUACUCUUACAAUGUCGUGAAUGGGGCCGCCGUCUCCUUGGAAAAGGAGGAGGCGGACACCCUCAGAGGUUUGGACAACGUCCUCCUCAUCGAAGACCAUUUGUAUAGUCUGCAUACCAGCCGCACUCCUGAGUUUCUGGGGCUGGAUAAGCUCCAGAACAUCGGGUCGUCGAAAGGCUCGUCGCACGGUCACGACGAGCUUUUCAAACUUUCUCAGGACGUGAUCAUUGGCGUUCUGGACACCGGCAUCACGCCGAACUCCAAGAGCUUUAACGAAAACGAAAUGGGACCCGUUCCAGCAAAGUGGAAGGGCGGGUGCGACGAUAUCGUAAAGAAGAGUUGCAAUAAGAAGCUCAUCGGGGCCCGUUCCUUCGUAAAUGGGCAUAAGGGUAAUAAUGCCAACGAUGACUCGUCCGAUAGUCCGGUCGACGUUGAUGGUCACGGGACCCACACGGCCUCCACCGCGGCUGGCGCCGCGGUGCAGAACGCGAGCCUCUUCGGCUUGGCUAGUGGGACCGCUAGAGGCAUGGCCCCGGGUGCCCGCAUCGCGGCCUACAAGGUGUGCACGGCAAGUGGUUGCUACGGGAGCGACAUCCUUGCCGGCAUUGAGGCCGCCAUCGAGGACGGUGUCGACGUGAUUUCAAUGUCGUUAGGCGGGCUACCGGGUCCUUACUAUAAGGACCCGAUAGCUGUUGCAACGUUUGCGGCGAUGGAGAGGGGCAUUUUGGUCUCGUGCUCCGCGGGGAACUCCGGGCCCUACGCAGCAUCAGUCUCAAACUUGGCCCCAUGGAUUUUAACGGUCGGUGCCAGCACCAUGGACCGGGAUUUUCCGGCCGCCGUCAACCUCGGUGACGGCCGGAAAGUGGCCGGAAUUUCGUUGUAUCCCGGAAGAGGAAAGGGGAAGAAGAAAUUCGGUUUGGUGUACGGUGAGUCGUGCUCGGAACCUUCUCCGUCUUUCGCCGGGAAAAUAGUGUUGUGCGACAGAGGGGGUAGUGGGAGGGUGGAGAAGGGGUCGGUGGUUAAAAAGGCCGGCGGGAAGGGCAUGGUGCUGGCGAACACGGCGAUCGACGGCGAGCAGGUGCUGGCGGAUGCCCACUUGUUGCGGGCGCUGGCGGUGGGGAACAAAGCAGGGAACCUGAUUAGAGAGUACAUUAACAAUAACAACAGCAAGACGGCGCCGACGGCGGCGAUCACCUUCCAGGGGACGGUGGUGGGAGUUAAACCGGCGCCGGUGGUGGGGUCUUUCAGCUCGCGGGGACCUAAUUCGGUGACUCCUCAAAUAUUGAAGCCUGACAUUAUUGCCCCCGGGGUUAACAUCUUGGCUGCCUGGCCCGGUACCGUUCCGCCCACCGAACUUGUAGAGGAUAAGAGGAGGGUCCUAUUCAACAUCUUGUCAGGUACAUCGAUGUCGUGUCCCCACAUGAGCGGGCUAGCAGCGUUGCUGAAAGCAGCUCACCCGGGAUGGAGCCCGGCGGCCAUCAAGUCGGCGCUAAUGACGACCGCCUACAUGAAAGACAAUACCAACUCGUCAAUCCAGGCACAGAACGGAGUGCCUGCGACCCCGUUCGACAGAGGCGCUGGUCAUGUCGACUUUGUCAAGGCCGUCUCCCCGGGCCUCGUGUACGACAUAAGCCAAAACCAAUACCGGAUGUUCCUGUGCUCUCUCGGGUACAACGACACCCAACUCUCGCUCUUCACCACCAACCCACGCUUCCACUGUAACAAAAACACGACGUUAAAAAACCCCGGUAGCCUCAACUACCCUUCGUUCUCCGUCCUCUUUGGGGAAAAAACGAAAGUCGUCCACUACACGCGGAUAUUGACCAACGUCGGACCCGCCAAAUCCGUCUACCGUGCCUCCGUCGAAGCGCCGGCGUUUGUGACCGUGUCGGUCUCCCCGAAGGUCAUCUCCUUCAAUGAAGUGGGGGAGAGGGUGAAGUACACCGUUAGCUUUGUGCCCAAGAAGGGUGCCAAUAAAUACACCUUUGGUUCACUUACUUGGCACAACGAGCAAUACCAAGUGAGGAGUCCAAUUGCUGUGACUUGGGAGUAAAAAUUUACACACACAAUAACUUUAAUCACUUCAUUUAAUUUUGAGAUUUUUAUAUUUAUGUUUGUUGUUAUUGUAAUCCUUGUUUUAUUAAUUACUAUAUAUAAUUUCAUUUUGUAUUCACUUUGUUACUGAUCAAAGACUUCACGUAAGUUAUCAAUACAUACACUUUUGAAUUUUUAUCAUACUUUAAAAAAAGUGUAUUUUUUUCACUAAAAAACUUCACCCUCACGUUACCCUUUCUCUAGCUUUGAUUAUGUUUAAGACCGUGCUUAAGGUUUGGAUU
This is a messenger RNA of Cuscuta campestris, 2622 nucleotides long. The record is from the annotation of a GenBank genome assembly. NCBI's taxonomy places the organism in Eukaryota, Viridiplantae, Streptophyta, Magnoliopsida, Solanales, Convolvulaceae.